This is a messenger RNA of Phyllostomus discolor (pale spear-nosed bat), 2897 nucleotides long. RefSeq names its product diacylglycerol lipase beta (gene DAGLB). Bases 97 to 2100 code for a protein of 667 amino acids. The record is from RefSeq and is a predicted model, not a curated record. Lineage: Eukaryota; Metazoa; Chordata; Mammalia; Chiroptera; Phyllostomidae. The transcript is spliced from 16 exons. Gene Ontology annotation, biological process: lipid metabolic process.
GCUGGGCGGCCGGGAGGGUGCCGGACACUCGGUGGCGGAGACGCGCGCGCGGCCGGCCGUCCCGAGGCUGCGCGGCGCAGCGGCGGGGCCGUCGCCAUGCCGGGAAUGGUGCUCUUCGGCCGGCGCUGGGCCAUCGCCAGCGACGACUUGGUCUUCCCGGGGUUGUUCGAGCUGUUCCUGCGUGUGCUGUGGUGGAUUGGCAUCCUGACCUUGUAUGUCAGGCACAAGGGGAGGCUGGACUGUGCCGGCGGCGUCCUGCUCAGCAGCUACCUGAUCGUCCUCAUCAUCCUCCUGGCGGUUAUCAUUUGCACCGUGUCGGCCAUCGUGGGUGUCAGCAUGAGAGGGACCAUCUGCAACCCCGGACCACGCAAGUCCAUGUCCAAGCUGCUGUACGUGCGCCUGGCACUCUUCCUGCCCGAGAUGGCCUGGGCCUCGGUGGGCGCCGCCUGGGUAGCGGGCGGCCUGCAGUGCGACAGGACCGUCGUCAACGGCAUCAUCGCCACUGUCGUCGUCAGCUGGAUUAUCAUCAUCUCCACCGCGGUGACCAUCUUCAUCGUCUUCGACCCCCUGGGGGGGAAGGUGGCUCCGCACCCCGCCGCGGGCCCCAGCCUCCCGGGCAGCAGUCCCGAGUCGGGCCAGUUGCUCACCGGCCUCAGGACGGCCGCCACCAGCGUGUGGGAAAGGCGGGUCAAGUUUAUGUGCUGCUGCGUCGGGAGGGACGACCACACCCGCGUCGCGUUUUCCAGCACGGCGGAGCUGCUGUCCACCUGCUUCUCGGACACGGACCUGGUGCCCAGUGACAUCGCGGCCGGCCUCAGCCUCCUCCGCCAACAGCAGGACAGUGUCCAGGACAGCCAGGAGCCCAAGGAGGUGAUCAGCCACUCCCCAGACUCCUCCCCGGAAGGCGAUCUGAACGCAGAGUUAGAGAACUGCCACCACUACAUGCAGUUCGCGGCGGCCGCCUACGGGUGGCCCCUCUACAUCUACCGGAACCCAUUCACGGGGCUCUGCAAGAUCGGCGGCGACUGCUGCAGGAGCAGGACCCCGGAACACGACGUGGUGGGAGGCGAGCAGCUGCACUGCCACUUCGGCUCCAUCCUGCACACCACGGGGCUGCAGCACCGCGACUUCAUCCACGUCAGCUUCCACGACAAGGUCUAUGAGCUCCCCUUCAUAGUGGCCCUGGAUCACAGGACGGAGUGCGUGGUGGUCGCACUGAGAGGGACCAUGUCCCUGCAGGAUGUCCUCACAGACCUGUCGGCCGAGAGCGAGACCCUGGACCUGGGGUAUGACGCGCAAGACUGUCUGGCUCACAAGGGCAUCUGCCAGGCUGCCAGGUACGUGUACCGUCGCCUCGUCAGUGACGGGAUUUUGAGCCAAGCCUUCAGCGUUGCUCCCGAGUACCGGCUGGUCGUCGUGGGGCACAGCCUGGGGGCGGGCGCCGCAGCCCUGCUGGCCUUCAUGCUCCGAAGCUCCUACCCGCACGUCAGGUGCUACGCCUUCUCCCCGCCCCGGGGGCUGCUCAGCAAAUCUCUUCAUGAGUACUCCAAGGACUUCACGGUGUCCCUGGUCCUGGGCAAGGACGUGAUUCCCAGGCUGAGCGUGGCCAACCUGGAGGACCUGAAGAGGAGGAUCUUGCGCGUGAUCGCGAACUGCAACAGGCCCAAGUACGAGAUCCUGCUGCGCGGGUGCUGGUACGAGCUGUUCGGGGGGAGCCCGCAGGGCCCGCCCACCGAGCUGGACGCCUGCGGCCGCGCGGACCUGACGCAGCCCCUCCUCGGGGAGCAGAGCCUGCUGACGCGCGGCUCGCCGCUGCCGUCGCCCACCAAGUACCCGCCCCUCCACCUUCCGGGCCGGAUCAUCCACCUGGAGGAGGAAGGCGCUUCGGGGAGGUGCUCCUGCUACACCGCGCAGUACACCGCCAGGUGGGCGCACGAGUCGGAGUUCAGCAAGAUCCUCAUUGGCCCCAAGAUGCUCACCGAUCACAUGCCCGACAUCCUGAUGCGAGCCCUGGACCGCGUGGUGUCCGACCCGGCUGUCUGCGACGCCUGUCCCGCCCCGGGCGGCUUCGGCGCGGACGACACGCGCGCACCGUUGUGACCCCACGCCGCCGAGCGAGGCCCCCGCCACCAGGGCAGCGGUUCCCGGACUGUAAGUGCGAGCCGAGGACUGCCAAGAUCUUGAGGGACAAGGGACCAGGAGAAGCAGGUGCAGACGCCUCACCCCGCCCCAGCCCCAGGCGGCGGCGGCGGCAGAAGUGCCGCAACCACAGAACGGACCCCCGAGGCCCAAAGAGGGUCUUCAGGGAAUUAAACCAGAACCCCGCACCCCGGAAGUUAAAAGCAUGAAAGAGACACCAACAGAAGUGCACGGGAAUAAUGGGGAGCCACGAGGCUCCAGACCACGAGGGAUAAAAAUAAGCCCAGGCCCUGGAAGACCCAGGGAAAGUGCCCCCCAAGACCCAGCGUGGUGGGCGUGGCCGAGGAGGCCUGGGGCGCAGCCCCCGAAACCCCGGAGGGAGCUCAGUGCCGGCCAGCCUGGCGUUCCAGACCCAGCGGGGAGCUGGCAGGGUGGGGGAGUGGUUCCCGAAGCCACGAGGUGAGGGCUCAAACACGGCAAGUUCCCACCCUCCGCGGGGGGCUCGAGGGGGGGCUCGCGGAGAACCUGCUUGCUGCAACAAGGAGGCACGUGAAAAACGAGGCGGCAGGUGUAGGCAGCAAACAGCAACAGGUGAGGGUGGUCAGAGGGUGCCGAGACUUCAGGAGAGGGAACCCUGAUGAGACAUGGAACGCACCUGGGCACCUGCCGGGUUCAGGCAGCAGCAAAGUGAGCCUUAAAGGAACGCGUUAUCUCUGGGGAAACCGACAGUUGUGCAGGGACAGGCCAACUCCCGCCAC